UUUAUAUCGCCAGGUGUUCCAAUUUCAAUUUCCACAUUCGCAGACUGUACAGUUCCGCGUAAAAUUUGAACAAGUAGAUCUAGACUAGAUCUAAUUCAAACCCUUGUUUGCAGUCGGUUACAUAGACUCUCCACCAAAAAACAAAAAAAACUGGUCUCAAAGAUUGGUGGUAAGACGGGGGUCACAGCUUCCCAAGGCUGGUGAACUCAAAUAGUAUUUCGUAGCCCGGCUUCAGUGUGAACAGAACAUGGGCUGUUUAUUUUCCAAAGACAAAAGUUCGGAAAGUAAAGCCUGUACAAAUGACAGUAUUCUAAUGAUCGAGAAGCACAUACGGGAUGUAAACUAUUUAAGUCAAGUCACUUCCGCCCACUUAGUACAAGAUAUGUCACAGUCUCGCAAACUGCUCAUUGCUAUGGAUGGUUAUAAACACUCAGACUACGCCUUUGAUUGGUACUUGAAAUAUUUCUAUAAACCUAAAGAUGAAGUCGUCCUGUUUCAUUGCAUAGAGCCAGACGUUGCUACUUAUCUGAAGGGCAACAAGGCAGCAACAAACAGUGGAGCCACCAGUGCAGGGGACGAAGAGGAGAACCCAGUCGUGGCUAAGUUGCAGUCCAAGGCCACUGCCUCGGGGCUCAAGGCAUCUGUAUUGAAGGCGCACAGCAGCAAGCCAGGGGAGGCUAUCAUCAAGGCCGGCGAUGAGCAGCGGGUGGACAUGAUCAUCACGGGCUCCCGCAGCCUCGGCACCGUCAGGCGCACACUGGAGGGCAGCGUCAGCGAGUACGUCGUCCACCAGUCCUCAGUGCCCGUCCUGGUGGUGAAGACUUGAAAGUGGUGCGGUCACUAGAUGUCCUGUAGGACAAAACCAGUAAAACAUUAUUGGCAAAGACAAAGACAAUGCGUGUAAGGGGGCUGCGUUAUAAGUGUUAUGAGUGAGUAUAGGUGAGAGAGGUAGAGAACAAUUGUGAAGUGAAAAAAAAAAUGAUCUAUAAUUUAAGUGCAAGUAUCUCAGAAUGUGAGAGGUCGUGUGCAUGCGUGCGUGCGUGGAGAAAGUGGUUUAGGGGGGAACAUAAAGGAGAGGGAGCGAGGAUUUCAUUGUAUUAAAAUCUUUUUAAAUUAUUAUUUGAAAAAUUGGCUUAUAUUCUGGAGCGACAGUAAAUACAUUGAUUUUUCUGAACAAUUGAA
Messenger RNA from Biomphalaria glabrata, 1182 nucleotides. RefSeq lists its product as uncharacterized. The record is from RefSeq and is a predicted model, not a curated record. Bases 248 to 826 code for a protein of 192 amino acids. The transcript has 5 exons. Lineage: Eukaryota; Metazoa; Mollusca; Gastropoda; Planorbidae.